GCGAGCAAGGUACUUCCAAAUUGGCAACGGGCAGAGCAAGCUUCGGAGCUAAGUGUGUGUGUGCGUUGCCAGUAAAGAGCUGCAUAUCGAGUCGAGAGGUGUUAGUGACGCCGACAGCAAGCGUGUAAAGGAGGAAGUCAUGACCAACGGGUGCGUCAAUCAGCAGAUUGGGUCAUGGACGUCGCGGAGUGUGGCAGCGAACACUUCGGACGGUGUGGCCGAAGUCGAGGCGGAGAAAACGCUUCGCGUGGGCGUCAAGGGCAGUGUGUUGUGCGACGUGACGGAGGCGAGGUUGAUACGUAGAAGCCUUUGUUGGCGAAUGGAGCAUUGCAAGUGUGAAGCAGCCUCGGGAACUUCGAAGGUAAUCCUGGCGCAGGUGUCCGAGCCUGGAUCCGGGAAAUCAAAAGUGUGUACGCUAGGAUGCAGACAACUCGUGUACAGCGUCCCAGCGAGCGAUCUGUCCUUCUUGAUCAACUUGCCCGAAUGUGUGAGGGCGCAGGAGGCUUGA
This is a messenger RNA of Phytophthora nicotianae INRA-310, 508 nucleotides long. RefSeq lists its product as hypothetical. The transcript is spliced from 3 exons. Lineage: Eukaryota; Oomycota; Peronosporomycetes; Peronosporales; Peronosporaceae. The record is from RefSeq and is a predicted model, not a curated record. Bases 140 to 508 code for a protein of 122 amino acids.